Messenger RNA from Belonocnema kinseyi, 2703 nucleotides. It is a transcript of the gene mamo, whose product is annotated as zinc finger and BTB domain-containing protein 49-like. Lineage: Eukaryota; Metazoa; Arthropoda; Insecta; Hymenoptera; Cynipidae. Gene Ontology annotation, biological process: regulation of transcription by RNA polymerase II. Gene Ontology annotation, molecular function: protein binding. Gene Ontology annotation, cellular component: nucleus. The record is from RefSeq and is a predicted model, not a curated record. Bases 236 to 2176 code for a protein of 646 amino acids. The transcript is spliced from 4 exons.
CAACACUGAAAAGUGUUAUUUUCGUUUUGCCAACAGUGUCAGUGCGUGUGACAUGUUCCUCGUGCUUUCAACGACAGUGAUAAUUAUUUCUCGAUUUCAAAUAUUUUGAAUCGAAGUUUGUGAGUUCCUUCGACGACUUUCGUCCUCAACGUUAUCCUCAAAGUUUCUCAACGUUGCAAAAAGUUCUCCACAAGAGAAUGUCCAGAAAAUAGGCAGGGUUGCGGGCAGUUCAGACAUGGGAAGUGAGCAUUACUGCCUGAGGUGGAACAAUCAUCAGAGCAACUUGCUGGGUGUGUUCAGUCAUCUUCUAGAGACGGAAUCGCUGGUUGACGUGACGCUGGCGUGCACGGAGGGACCGUCUAUCCGUGCCCACAAGGUCGUCCUCUCCGCGUGCUCCAGCUACUUCCAAGCCUUGUUCCUCGACCACCCCACUCGCCACCCCAUCGUCAUCCUCAAGGACGUCCGCUUUUCCGAGCUGCGUACUCUGGUUGACUUCAUGUACAAGGGGGAGGUGAACGUUGAGUACUGUCAAUUGUCAGCCCUUCUCAAGACCGCGGAGAGCCUCAAAGUCAAAGGUCUAGCAGAUAUGACAAACAUCAAUGCGGCUGUGGCGUCUCGGGAGGAGCAGCAUACGAGUUCGGAAGGAAUUCGGGAUCGGGAGCAUAGGGAAAGAGACAAAGACAAGGAGCGGGAAAGAGAGCCGGCAAAAGAAUGCGAACAACCUCAAGACUCUAGACCACCUAGUGAACCUGUGGAAGCUGUGAACAUAACCGAUUGUCCGUCAUCCCCUGCAGGUCCAGCGAGUCCCUGUCGAGGUCCCUUGGCCCUCGACAGACCUAGGAGAGAUUCCGAAGGCGCAGCUAGUUUAGAAGAAACAAGAGGUUCCCUUAGUCCAAUUUCCGUACACAGUGGCCCUAGCGACAUGAGUCUCAGUAAUAAUAACAGCGUGAUAGGAGCGCUACCCUUAAAUUUACCACAGAGUCGGCUUCCGUCCCCGCACAGUACAGAGCCUUUAGCAGGACCAUCGGGGUUACCCCCGGUUCAACAAGUUCCGCUCGAAAAAUGUUUUCAGUCCUUAAAAAAGGAAGUGGACUGGGACAGGUCGACGGAGGAACGUAGUGCGAGCAGUGAAAUAUCCACGGACUACAGACUUCCCCCAGAUCCGGUUUCUCUAGCUCUGGGACUAGACGCGAGUAGCUGGAAUGCACUAGUGGAGCGAACAGCCGCAGGAAACGGUGUACCUGGAGCUGACGGAUCAUCCCUUCUCUCCGGAGGGUUUGCCGGAAUCGCAGGUCUAGCCCGAAGGUGUGGAGUGUGCCUCGCAACUUUCCCCACAGCUUUUCUCCUGCAAAGGCAUGCCGUUCUACAGCACGCUGGUCCUCCGGGAGACGAUAAACCCUUCACCUGCGAACAAUGUGGACAACGUUACCGCUAUCGAUCCGCCUACGUCAAGCACCGAGAACAAAACCACCGAGCUCGUCUUCCUGCUGACAAGCUCUUCACCUGCGACGUCUGCGGUAUGCAAUUCAGGUAUCUUAAAUCCUUUAAGAAACAUAGGUUAAAUCACGCACUUGAGCGUCUUCAGAGAACACCAGAGUCGUUAAGAACAUCCGCUGCUGAAAGAAGUGACCAAGUCUCCAGCACUGGAGAACCUCUCCAAAUGGAAACUGGAAGUGAUUCCAGUCCAGUCAACGUGGAAGACCUGUCAGCGGAAAAUUCAGAAAACACCUGUAGAGAAGAAAUCGUUUCAGAAACAGCUUGUGUUCAGGAGAAUCCCGAAAUUACUGAUACCAUCGCAGGCAAUGGAGCCAGCGAACCUGGAGAACCAGAUGAUGGUGGCCUUGAUGAUGAGGUUCGAAGAGAACCCAUGGAAGCCACUGUCAGUGUUUCCAGGACUCACGAAUCCGAUAGAAGGGAGCGAAGAUUUGCCUGUCCAUUUUGUGGAAAAUGUGUCAGGUCCAAGGAAAACUUGAAACUUCACGUCCGAAAACACACUGGAGAAAGACCCUUUGUUUGCCUUUUCUGCGCGAGGGCAUUCGGAGGCAAGAGUGAUCUCACCAGACAUCUACGUAUUCACACCGGUGAACGUCCCUACCACUGCGAGAUGUGCGGAAAAUGUUUCGCUCGCGCGGAUUAUUUAUCCAAGCACCUCACAACCCACAUCCAUCAACGCUAAUCCAGGCAGAAAUCCGACAAUCUCCUUCGUUCCUCCUUUCCAUUUCUUCCGAACGCUCCAGCUUUUCCUGCUAUCAGCACGAAGAAAACGCUUCCGUUGAGACUUCCCAGCUCGAAUAUGAUAUUUCUCAGUCGAUCGAUAAAUGGAAUAAUCAGGAGUGAAUAGGAUUGUUGGAUUUCGAGGCUCUUAGUAGGGUGGGUUGAUUUUUGAAAUAUUAAUGCUUUCCAACAAAAGAUACUAAAGAUUUUAAAGUCUUUUACUUAAAACUUAGAUGUUCAUACGAUUGUUGAGACUAACCAUUUCUCUGAAAGAAAUUCUUCUCCAGAGCCUCGGAAAUAAAUUAGUUACUACCUUGUCAAACCUGGUGAGAAAUUCUGCUAUUUUAUCUUUGGAUUUCUCAUCUUUCACGACAAACAUAUUAAAUCGAGAGGAAAAUCACUUUAGCCGAGCUGGUAAUUCUCCAUCGAUUAGAGCGCGGAUCGCGUUUAUUUAGAAACAGCGGAGAAAAAUAUUAAGAGAAAAAAAAA